AUGGUAAGAUUUUCGAAGGAAAGUUCUAGUGAAUGUGAGGAUUCUUUAGAGAGUCAGCAGGAAAACCAUGAGAAACAUUUAACACAAGAGGCUGUCACUCUCACUCAGAAAUCUUCUAGGGAGAGAAGCUACCAAUUUGAUGAAUUUAGAAGAAAUUGCACUCAGAGGUCCUUACUUGUUCAGCAGCAAGGAGAGAGACUACAUCAUUGUGAUUCAUUUAAAAAUAACUUAAAACAAAAUUCAGAUAUAAUUAGGCAUGAGAGAAUUUGUGCAGGAAAGAAACCUUGGAAAUGCAAUGAGUGUGAGAAAGCCUUCAGUUACUACUCAGCUUUUGUCCUUCAUCAGAGAAUUCACACGGGAGAAAAACCCUAUGAAUGUAACGAAUGUGGUAAAGCCUUUAGCCAGAGCAUACACCUUACUCUGCACCAGAGAAUUCAUACUGGAGAGAAACCCUAUGAAUGUCAUGAGUGUGGGAAAGCCUUCAGUCACCGCUCAGCCCUUAUUCGGCAUCAUAUAAUUCAUACUGGAGAAAAACCCUAUGAAUGCAAUGAAUGCGGGAAGGCCUUUAAUCAGAGUUCAUACCUCACUCAACAUCAGCGAAUUCAUACUGGAGAGAAACCUUAUGAGUGUAAUGAAUGUGGGAAGGCCUUCAGCCAAAGCACAUUCCUUACCCAGCAUCAGGUCAUUCACACUGGAGAGAAACCUUAUAAGUGUAACGAAUGUGGCAAAGCCUUUAGUGAUCGGUCAGGUCUUAUUCAGCACCAGAGAACUCAUACUGGGGAGCGGCCUUAUGAGUGUAACGAAUGUGGGAAAGCCUUUGGCUACUGCUCAGCCCUGACUCAGCACCAGAGAACUCACACUGGGGAGAAACCCUAUAAAUGCAAUGAUUGUGCCAAAGCCUUCAGUGACCGCUCAGCCCUUAUUCGUCAUCAGAGAACACACACUGGAGAGAAACCUUACAAAUGUAAAGAUUGUGGAAAAGCAUUCAGCCAGAGCUCAUCUCUUACAAAGCAUCAGAAAACUCACACUGGAGAAAAGCCCUACAACUGUAAGGAAUGUGGAAAAGCCUUCAGCCAGAGUUCGUCCCUCUCUCAACAUCAGAAAACUCAUGCUGGAGUGAAAACCAAGAAAUAUGUCCAAGCCUUUAGUGAGCAUUUAGCCUUUGGCCAACACAAGAGAAUUCAUACUGGAUAAAGACCAUGGAAAUAUGGUACAUUCAGAGCAUACUUAUUGAGCAUUUACCAUACUUGCUGUGGGAGUCUACAAAGAAAUUUAAGACUGUUGCAAAAAAGUUAUUGACAAGUCAUUGCUGUUGUGGGAUGUAGCAUGAUUAGACUGUGAAAGUAUAGUUUUACAUUUUUAAAAGUGUUCUGGCAGAGGACACUGAAUUUCCCUCAGGAAAGAGGAAAAUUAUUUGUAACACCCUAAUGUGUAUGUAAAUUACCAUAUCCUUGGGAGAGAAAUGGGGUGUGCCAUGGUGGAAACGGGACAUCUUGACUGUGCCAACAAUGUAUGAAGAAGGUGUUUUCCCACCAGCAAUGUUUGAAGAAGGUGUUUUCCCACCAGCAAUGUAUGAAGAUAAUUUGCCAACACCUGGUAUUCUCAUUGUUUUUAUUUUAUCCAUUCUAGUAGAUGUGUAGUGGUAUCUCAUUGUGGCUUCAAUUUGCAUUUCCUUAAUGACAUGAUGUUGAGCAUCUUUUCAUGUGCUUAUUAUCCAUCUGUGUAUCUUUGAUGAAGUGUUCAAAUCUUUUGCCAUUUUAAAAGAGUUAUAUUGUUUGUUUUCCUAGUUUAA
Messenger RNA from Symphalangus syndactylus (siamang), 1792 nucleotides. RefSeq names its product zinc finger protein 892 (gene ZNF892). NCBI's taxonomy places the organism in Eukaryota, Metazoa, Chordata, Mammalia, Primates, Hylobatidae. The record is from RefSeq and is a predicted model, not a curated record.